UUUCCCGCGGUUCUUCUCCCUCUCUUUCUAACAUAAGAAAGAAAAAGAAGAACAAAGUGGAAAGGAAGAAUAACAAAAAUCCCUUGCUUUGAGAAGCAGACGCCAUGGGAUCCAGACUUGUAACGUGGAACGUGUUGGGAACCAGCACGUUGUUGUUUCUCUUCCUGUUUUCAUGGUUUUCGUCUGUUACAGCUUCUGUAACUUACGACCAGAAAGCCAUAGUCAUCAAUGGGAAGAGGAGGAUCCUUAUUUCGGGAUCUAUUCACUACCCACGAAGCACUCCUGAGAUGUGGCCGGAUCUUAUUCAGAAGGCCAAAGAUGGAGGUUUGGAUGUUAUUCAAACCUACGUUUUCUGGAAUGGCCAUGAACCUUCCCCAGGCAAAUAUUAUUUUGAGGGAAGGUACGAUUUGGUUCGAUUUAUCAAGCUGGUUCAGCAGGCAGGCCUUUAUGUUCAUCUCCGAAUUGGCCCCUAUGUUUGCGCCGAAUGGAAUUUCGGGGGUUUCCCUGUUUGGCUGAAAUACGUUCCGGGUAUCAGUUUCAGAACAGACAACCAGCCUUUCAAGGCGGCAAUGCAAGGAUUUACGAAAAAGAUCGUAGACAUGAUGAAAGCAGAAAGAUUAUUUCAGUCUCAGGGUGGUCCGAUAAUUCUGUCACAGAUAGAGAAUGAAUAUGGACCAGUUGAGUGGGAAAUUGGUGCUCCUGGACGAGCUUAUACUAAAUGGGCAGCACAAAUGGCCGUUGGUCUUGGCACUGGAGUUCCAUGGGUCAUGUGCAAGCAAGAUGAUGCUCCUGAUCCAGUUAUAAACGCCUGCAAUGGUUUCUACUGUGAUUGGUUCACUCCUAACAAAGCCUAUAAACCAAAAAUGUGGACGGAAGCCUGGACUGGCUGGUACACAGAGUUUGGUGGUCCAGUUCCUCAUCGACCAGCUGAAGAUUUAGCAUUUUCAGUUGCCAAGUUUAUACAGAAAGGUGGAUCAUUUGUCAAUUAUUACAUGUACCAUGGAGGAACGAAUUUUGGCCGGACAGCUGGUGGUCCCUUCAUAUCCACUAGCUAUGACUAUGAUGCUCCACUUGAUGAAUAUGGACUACUCAGGGAACCUAAAUAUGGUCAUUUGAGAGACCUACAUAAAGCAAUCAAGUUGUGCGAACCAGCUUUGGUUUCUACAGAUCCCACUGUGAUAUCACUGGGAAAUAAUCAAGAGGCUCAUGUCUUCAAGUCAAGAUCAGGAGCUUGUGCUGCAUUCCUUGCAAACUAUGAUUCAAGGUCUUAUGCAACAGUGGCUUUUGGGAAUAUGCACUACAACUUGCCUCCAUGGUCAAUUAGCAUCCUUCCUGACUGCAAAAAUACAGUUUUCAAUACUGCAAGGGUUGGUGCUCAAAGCUCACAGAUGAAAAUGACUCCCGUUUAUAGAGGGUUCUCUUGGCAGUCAUACAAUGAAGAGACUGCCUCUUACGAUGACAACUCAUUUACAACAGUUGGAUUGCUGGAACAGAUAAAUGUCACAAGAGAUGCCUCAGAUUAUUUGUGGUACAUGACAGAUGUUAAGAUUGAUCCCAAUGAAGCAUUUUUGAGGAAUGGACAGUAUCCUGUCCUCACUGUUUUAUCGGCAGGCCAUGCUCUGCAUGUUUUCAUCAAUGGUCAGUUAUCAGGAACUGUGUAUGGAAGUUUAGAGAAUCCAAAAUUGACAUUCAGUGACAAAGUGAAGCUGAUUGCUGGCAUUAACAAAAUCUCUCUGUUAAGCAUAGCUGUUGGCCUCCCGAAUGUUGGCCCACAUUUUGAGACUUGGAAUGCUGGAGUACUUGGUCCAAUAACCUUGAAGGGCCUUAAUGAGGGGCAAAGAGACUUGUCAUGGCAGAAAUGGUCUUACAAGAUUGGUUUAAAGGGUGAAACUGUGGGCAUCCAAUCACUAAGUGGAAGUUCUUCUGUUGAGUGGGAGGUGUCUUCAGUGGCUCAAAAGCAGCCUAUGACAUGGUAUAAGACUACAUUCAACGCACCAGGUGGGAAUGAGCCAUUGGCUUUAGAUAUGGGGAGUAUGGGCAAAGGUCAAAUAUGGAUAAAUGGUGAAAGCAUUGGUCGCUACUGGCCUGCAUAUAAAGCUUAUGGUUCUUGUGGUGGCUGUAAUUAUGCUGGAACAUAUGAUGAGAAAAAAUGCCGAAGUAAUUGCGGAGAGGCAUCCCAAAGAUGGUAUCAUGUCCCACGCUCAUGGUUGAGGCCAACUGGGAACCAAUUGGUUAUUUUUGAAGAAUGGGGUGGUUAUCCAAAUUGGAUUUCUUUGGAUAAAAGAACUGUACAAAGUGUCUGUGCUGAUAUUUAUGAAUGGCAGCCGACACUGACAAAUUGGGAGUUGCAAUCCUCUGGAAAAGUCCAAAGACCUCUAAGGCCGAAAGCCCAUCUUUGGUGCUCACCUGGAACCAAAAUUUCAUCAAUAAAGUUCGCUAGCUUUGGAACACCACAAGGAGUAUGCGGAAGCUUUCAGGAAGGAAGCUGUCAUGCUCACAAAUCAUAUGAUGCUUUUCAAAGGGAGGAUCUCUUGCAGAACUGCAUUGGGCAGCAAACGUGCUCGGUAACUGUUGCUCCUGAAGUUUUUGGUGGGGAUCCAUGCCCAAGUACCAUGAAGAAGCUCUCGGUUGAGGCCAUCUGCAGUUGAGAGGUAGCAAUAUGUAAAGUCGAUCAAAUAAAGAAGCGCUUAUAUUUAUUACUCUUUGGCAUAUACAUAUAAAUACCAGUUAUUCAGGCAUUCUAACUUCAAGUGUACACCUUGAAUGUCUUGAGGGUCAUUGGCUUCAAUUUUGGCACGGGGUGAAGUUGUUUAAGUAUACAACACACCAUUUGCCCAAAGUCCAUAUAGAUGUGAAGGUGAACGGAAAAGGCUUCAUGUACAUAAAUUACAUCUUUUAUGUUAAACAGUGUCCUAUAUGUAAUGCAAAGGUUAAAGGGGCCCUAGUAGAGCACAUUGAGAUGAGAAAUGUUGAGUCCAUGUGUAAAUGUUUUAGCCCUUAGAUAAUACUUAAGUAAGCUGUUCGCUUGCAGGGACUUGGAUCAUCUUUUGUUCUUAACUUCCCUUGUAGGGGAGCAAUUAUUUAUUGUUUCCUUGCUUGCCCAGGAUUGAAUUAUUACAGUAAUAAAGUGAAGUUCAUCGUGAAUUGAAUUGUUA
Nelumbo nucifera (sacred lotus) is the source of this 3155-nucleotide messenger RNA. Its product is annotated as beta-galactosidase. Gene Ontology annotation, biological process: carbohydrate metabolic process. Gene Ontology annotation, molecular function: hydrolase activity, hydrolyzing O-glycosyl compounds; carbohydrate binding. The record is from RefSeq and is a predicted model, not a curated record. Lineage: Eukaryota; Viridiplantae; Streptophyta; Magnoliopsida; Proteales; Nelumbonaceae.